GUCAGUCACAUCCUGUGUUUUCCUCUAGGUUCACUUUCCAGACACUGAAAGAGCGGAAUGGCUAAAUAAGACUGUCAAACACAUGUGGCCUUUUAUUUGCCAAUUUAUAGAGAAGUUGUUUCGAGAAACCAUAGAGCCAGCCGUGCGGGGAGCAAACGCCCACCUUAGCACCUUCAGCUUCACGAGAGUCGACAUGGGUCAGCAGCCCCUCAGGAUCAACGGUGUCAAGGUGUACACGGAAAAUGUGGACAAAAGGCAAAUUAUUUUGGACCUUCAGAUUAGUUUUGUAGGAAAUUGCGAGAUUGAUCUGGAGAUCAAGCGAUACUUCUGCAGAGCCGGUGUGCAGAGCAUACAGAUCCACGGCACCAUGCGGGUGAUCCUGGAACCGCUGAUUGGAGACGUGCCCCUAGUGGGAGCCUUGUCCCUCUUCUUCCUGAGGAAGCCGCUUUUAGAGAUCAACUGGACAGGCCUGACUAAUCUUCUCGAUAUCCCUGGACUGAAUGGUUUAUCAGAUACCAUCAUUUUGGAUAUAAUAUCAAACUAUCUGGUGCUUCCCAACCGGAUCACUGUUCCUCUCGUCAGCGAAGUUCAGAUCGCCCAGCUGCGGUUUCCAAUACCAAAGGGUGUUCUAAGGAUCCACUUUAUCGAAGCUCAGGACCUCCAGGGGAAGGACAGGUACCUUAAGGGACUUGUCAAGGGAAAGUCGGACCCCUACGGAGUCAUUCGCGUUGGGAACCAGAUCUUCCAGAGCAAGGUUGUCAAGGAGAACCUGAGCCCGAGGUGGAACGAGGUGUACGAGGCCUUGGUCUAUGAACAUCCUGGGCAGGAACUGGAGAUCGAGCUCUUUGAUGAAGACCCAGACAAGGACGACUUCCUAGGAAGUCUCAUGAUCGACCUGACGGAAGUGGAGCAGGAGCGGCUUCUAGACGAGUGGUUCACCCUGGACGAGGUCCCCAGAGGAAAGCUGCACCUGAAACUGGAGUGGCUCACACUGAUGCCACAUGCCACCCACCUGGACCAGGUGCUGACAGACAUCAGAGCUGACAAGGACCAAGCCAACGAUGGCCUCUCCUCCUCCUUGCUGAUCUUGUAUUUGGAUUCGGCGCGAAACCUCCCGUCAGGGAAGAAAAUAAACAGCAACCCUAACCCUCUUGUGCAGAUGUCAGUUGGUCACAAGGCCCAGGAGAGCAAGAUUCGGUACAAAACCAAUGAGCCUGUGUGGGAGGAACACUUCACUUUCUUCAUUCACAAUCCCAGGCGCCAGGACCUUGACGUUGAGGUCAAAGAUGAACAGCAUCAGUGUUCCCUGGGGAACCUGAAGAUCCCCCUCAGUCGGCUGCUCAGCAGUGAUGAUAUGACUGUGAACCAGCGAUUCCAACUCAGUAAUUCAGGUCCAAACAGCACUCUGAAGAUGAAGAUCGCCCUCAGGGUACUACACCUCGAAAAGCAGGAAAGGUCUCCUGACCACCAGCACUCGGCUCAAGUAAAGCGACCCUCCGUUUCCAAAGGAGGGAGAAAAACAUCAGUCAGGUCCCAGGUGUCCUCGUCGCCGGGUGCUGGUGACAGCAGCCCAGCCCCAUCCACUCCAGUCAUUGGGGGUGGCCCGAAGCCCGGCGUGGAGGAGAGAGCCCAGCCCAGUGAGGCCAGCCCUCAGGGCCCUCGGGACCUUGGCAGAAGCUCCUCUAGCCUCCAGGUCAGCGCCACCGGCUCCCCCAGCCACAUCUUCACCAAGGAGCCCACCCCCAGCAUAGCCUCGGACAUAUCGCUGCCCAUCGCCACACAGGAGCUCCGGCAGAGGCUGCGGCAGCUCGAGAAUGGGACGACACUGGGACAGUCUCCCCUGGGGCAGAUCCAGCUGACGAUCCGGCACAGCUCGCAGAGAAACAAGCUGGUGGUGGUCGUGCACGCCUGCAGAAACCUCAUUGCUUUCUCUGAGGAUGGCUCUGACCCCUACGUCCGCAUGUAUUUGUUACCGGACAAGAGGAGGUCAGGGAGGAGGAAAACACACGUGUCCAAGAAGACACUGAACCCUGUGUUCGAUCAGAGCUUCGAUUUCAGCGUCUCGUUACCAGAAGUGCAGCGGAGAACACUGGAUGUUGCCGUGAAGAACAGCGGUGGCUUCCUGUCCAAAGACAAAGGGCUUCUUGGCAAAGUGCUGGUGGCUUUGGCCUCUGAAGAACUCGCCAAAGGCUGGACCCAGUGGUAUGACCUCACAGAAGAUGGGGUGAGGCCACACGUGGUGAUGUAGGCUGCGCUGGCGUGAGGAGCUCCCUGGUGUGUCCGCCCACCCCAUAUGCUCCGAAGGCGCCCUCCCCCAGCACCGAUGCUACUUUUGUACUCCAUGUCCUUCACUAGGUAUAAAACAAAUACCUUAAUUGUUUUAUAAAACGUGGACAUUUUAGGCAUAUUUGGCCGAUGUUACUGUUAACUUUUGUAUAUUUGACUUCCUGUGUAUUUCCCGUUAUUACCAUGUACAGUAGGACGGUAGUUACAGUUGUGUGGAGCUGUGUGUCCAGGAGGCAGGUGUGUGAGGCAGGUGUGUGUGUGCUGCAUUGUUGCCUUGUUUUGUACGUCACCCAGGUCCCCUGUGCCCUGUAAAUAGACUCUAUUUUUUAUAAUCUCUACAUGCUGGUGUGAAUUCAGAAGAAAAUGGUUUAAGGAAAUAUAUAUUUUUUCUUCUAAAACUUAUUAAAUUCUUAUGACAAAUAAUCAUUUUUGUUUUUGCAGGAAAAAGUUCUCAGUGACUUAUUUUGCACUGUUUCUUUUUAAAAAGAAAAGCUGAAAGAUUAUUAAAUAUUAGUAUAUCUCUGCCCAUUAUCAAUGAAAGUAUUCAAAAUAUUAACACUUCCAUAACUAUAAUGUAUUAUUGAGAAGUUGGUUGAAGUGCUUAUAAGGAAAAUAUAUAUCUAACUUGCAUAGAAUAUUAAGAGAAUUAUCAUGGCUCACAAAUCAUAGUGUACUAAUUUGAAAUUUCUUACAUAAAGUGAAAGUGUCUUAAGUUCUUUUAA
Molecule: messenger RNA, 3008 nt
Organism: Miniopterus natalensis
Lineage: Eukaryota; Metazoa; Chordata; Mammalia; Chiroptera; Miniopteridae
Source: RefSeq, a predicted model, not a curated record